UCGGCCGUGCACGUGUUGUGUGUCAGCACUACUCGAGUGGGACACACUGCUCGCAGCGAGGACUAGUGUGGAGUUGAAACUAGUCUCACUAUUCACAUUUGCACAGUUUUAGAUAAUAGUUUGGGAUUCAUAGCGCUAUCUGCUGUCCUUCAUGCUCAGUGAUUACUUUAAUAACCACUAGCUAGCUAGUUUGACCAGCUAACCUACUUUUUAGAGUCAUAUGUCUGUUUUAAUAACCUGCCUUUGUAACGUUAACGCGGAACAAAAAUACGUUUACUAUUAGCGUUAAUCAUUCAGAGUACUCUUGUCGUCUGCUUCGCUGUUGACAACAAUGAGCAGUGUGAAGGAGGAAACCCGAAGUGCCUCACCUCACUGCCCCAAGCCGGAUGAGUCUGAGGAGCCACUGGGCACAGCCAUGGAGACGGAAGCUGCAGAGGACGUCUGUGUGAAAUCUGAGGAUAUGAAUUCUGAAGUGGUCAUCACUAAGGCGAUGGAAGAGGAAGAGAAGCAGCUGAUGGAGGAAGGGGAGAGGAAAGAAAAGGAGAUGAUGGAAAAGGCUCGGGAAUCAUGGCAAAGGGAUUCUCAUGACAUGCGCUACAAGAGACUGCAGCAUUUGCUUCAGAAGAGCAACAUCUACUCUAAAUUCCUGCUGACUAAAAUGGAGCAACAACAGAAUGAGGAAAAACUCAGGAAGGAGAAACUUGACAAGAAAACCAAGAAGAACGCAAAUAGUGCAGAGCCUGAGAAAGUAGAUAAAAAGAAGAGGAGGAGGGAUGACGACUACAAAAUAGCAGAUGUCAUGUCAAAAGAAGAAAUAAUGUCACAGUCUAAGAAAGCAAAGGUGGAGGAAGAGAACGGGGCACUGACCCAGAAGAAACUAGAAGCUGAGGAUAUUGAGAAGAUGAGCGAUUCUAACCAAGACAUCAAGGACCGUCUGUCAGAGAGUGUGCGAGAAAAUGCCAAACAUCUCCUGCAUCCGCACAGGAAGGUGAAUGGCCAGCCGGUCCCUGCCCAGCAGCCACAGCACUUCACUGGUGGGGUCAUGAGGUGGUACCAGAUCGAAGGCAUCGAAUGGCUGAGGAUGCUGUGGGAGAAUGGCAUCAAUGGGAUCCUGGCUGAUGAGAUGGGACUGGGAAAGACCAUUCAGUGCAUCGCUCAUGUUGCCAUGAUGAUAGAAAAGAAAGUGAUGGGCCCCUUCCUGGUGGUGGCCCCUCUUUCCACUCUGCCCAACUGGAUCAGUGAAUUCAAACGCUUCACACCAGAGGUGUCUGUGCUGCUUUACCACGGCCCAGAGAGAGCCAAACUACUGAAGCAGAUCCGUAGGCCUCAGGGGCCCCUCAACAUGUGUCCUGUGGUUGUCACCUCCUUUGAAAUCGCCAUGAUUGACAGAAAAUUUCUGCAGCGUUUCCAGUGGAAGUACCUGAUAGUGGACGAAGGCCACAGGAUCAAAAACCUCAACUGUCGGCUGGUACGGGAGCUGAAGAUGUUGCCCACCGAUAACAAGCUGCUGCUGACUGGUACACCACUGCAGAAUAACUUGGCUGAGCUCUGGUCCCUCCUCAACUUCCUUCUGCCAGAGGUCUUUGAUGACCUCAAGAGCUUUGAGUCAUGGUUUGACAUCGACACCCUGGGUGAAGCUGAGAAUGUGGUGGCUGCUGAGCGUGAGCAGAACAUCCUGAGCAUGUUGCACCAGAUUCUGACUCCAUUCUUGCUGAGGAGGCUGAAGUCAGAUGUGACACUGGAGGUUCCUCCUAAGAAGGAGAUAAUUGUUUAUGCUCCUCUGACAGCCAAGCAGGAGGUCUUGUACACUGCUGUGGUCAACAAAACCAUCGCCAAGGUUUUAGGAAAAGAAAAGACAGAGGCUCCUGCAGUGUUGACGUCAAGUGGCAGGCCGAAGCGUCGCACUCGAAAGGUGGUGAACUACACAGAAACAGGUGAAGACACAUCACAGGACCUGGAGAAAUAUUUUGAGAUGGUCUACACUGAGAAUGAGCAAAGCUUCUUUCCAGUGCAGGAUAUCCAGAGCCCGCUGGACACCCACAUCAACCUGAAGCUGCAGAACAUUCUCAUGCUGCUAAAGAGAUGCUGUAACCACCCUUAUCUGGUGGAGUACCCCCUCGAUCCUGCCACACAGGAGUUCAAGAUUGAUGAGCAGCUGGUGCAGAGCUCUGGGAAGUUUCUCAUACUGGACUGCCUGCUGCCUGCACUGAAGGAAAGGGGACAUAAGGUUCUGAUCUUCAGUCAGAUGACGUCCAUCUUGGAUAUUUUGAUGGAUUACUGCUAUCUGCGGGGCUUCCAGUACAGCAGACUCGACGGCAGCAUGUCAUAUGCAGACAGAGAUGAAAAUAUGACCAAGUUUUCCAGAGAUCCAGAGGUGUUCCUGUUCCUGCUGAGCACCAGAGCAGGUGGACUGGGGAUCAACCUGACAGCUGCUGACACUGUCAUCAUCUUCGACAGUGACUGGAACCCUCAAGCUGACCUGCAGGCUCAGGACCGCUGUCAUCGAAUCGGGCAAACCAAACCAGUGGUGGUGUACCGCCUGCUCACAGCCAACACCAUCGACCAGAAGAUCCUGGAGAGGGCUACAGCCAAAAGGAAGCUAGAGCAGAUGGUCAUCCACAAGAAUAAGUUCAAAGGUGGGAGGGCAGAGCUGAACCAAGGUAAAAGCUGCAUUGAUCUGGAUGAGCUGAUGGAGCUGCUCAAAGCCAGAGGCACUGAGAAGGAAGUGAAAGCAUCAAGGGGGAAAGUGAUCAGUGACAAGGACCUGGAAGUUUUGCUGGAUCGCAGUGACUUAAUGGACAAAGGAAGUGGGAGCACGAAGAAAGAGAAGGUGGGCGUCUUCAGAGUGAUCGAUGACAGAGAGUCAUCAGAGAUCAUGUUGACCUGAGCACUUGAAAUCUUCAGAUAGGACCUUGAGACCAGAUUUCUGCUGCACCUACUGAAGAUGGCUUAUAACAACUGUCACGUGUAGUAGAUAUUGAAGCUUCCAGAAAGUACUCUGAAACAGCUGUUUGUAGACUGAAUAGUGUAUUUUUUUUCUUUUUCUUUCUUUACUGACUUGAUAGUCCUGUUUAUCAGGUGUUUUGUGUUGAAAACAGUCUAUGUACCCUGUUUAAGACUCAACCUCCAUCAGGGUUCUAAAGUCUGUCAAUGAUCAUUUUCAUGCCAAAAGAUGAAGAAAAAAGGGUUCUGUUUGUGUAGAUGGUUGAGUUCAUUUUCUCCUUGCCAGUGCCAUCAACAUGAUCACAGGGCACUAGAACCUUCUAGCAAUACCCACAACACAUUAUCUUUAUUUUAAAUUGUCCUCUGACUGUUAACAUGCACAUGGUCUGUGCAUCUGUUUAACAAGAAAAAGCUAUAGUGACAUGAUUUAAUUGAGUUAGUCCUCUUCAGUUUUAAAUGUCCAUUCGAAACAGAUGAUCUUUAAAUAUGUUAUCAUAGCACUUUCAUGCAGGUUCAGCAUUCAUUUUCUUUCAUAUCUUUUUUAUAUAAAUAAACCGUGGCCUCAUA
This is a messenger RNA of Acanthopagrus latus (yellowfin seabream), 3510 nucleotides long. RefSeq names its product helicase, lymphoid specific (gene hells). Gene Ontology annotation, cellular component: nucleus; pericentric heterochromatin. The record is from RefSeq and is a predicted model, not a curated record. Bases 332 to 2887 code for a protein of 851 amino acids. The transcript has 23 exons. Gene Ontology annotation, biological process: DNA methylation-dependent constitutive heterochromatin formation; pericentric heterochromatin formation; negative regulation of gene expression via chromosomal CpG island methylation. Lineage: Eukaryota; Metazoa; Chordata; Actinopteri; Spariformes; Sparidae. Gene Ontology annotation, molecular function: ATP-dependent chromatin remodeler activity; chromatin binding; ATP binding.